AUGAUAUCCUAUUCUUUUCUUUCCUGGUGUUUUGUACUGUAUUCUCUUGUGCUGUAUCUUUGCGUAUCCGGCUCGCUCCUGUCUGUGUGCACAAGACCGAAGACACUGUGCUGUAGUGGAAUGGAGGGGGGGGGGGGGGGAGGGAACUAUGGAGAGCCAGAGAUAUCCCAAUCACAUAUACAGAUAACUCAAAAAUUGUACUUUACACAGUGUAAUAUGCACAUAUUAUAUUCCAGCACCCGCAAACAGUGGGGAAAAUCAAGAGGUGAUGGGGGUUUACCCCGGAAAAUAGUACAACCGACCGAAAUCUCGGGAAAGGGGGAAAUUGGAACAGUGGGCGAUUCUCUCUUUCUCCCUCGUUUGAUCCGUCUGUUUCUCUACAAUGGGCUGGAAGAGGAGGCGACAAGGAAAAUGAGAUUUUUUUUUUUCCCAGUCUUCAAAACGGAAUUUCGUCGCCCGUUUCGCGGUUGUUGA
Molecule: messenger RNA, 474 nt
Organism: Pichia kudriavzevii
Lineage: Eukaryota; Fungi; Ascomycota; Pichiomycetes; Pichiales; Pichiaceae
Exons: 1
Coding region: 1-474 (157 amino acids)
Source: RefSeq, a predicted model, not a curated record